This is a messenger RNA of Mesorhabditis spiculigera, 876 nucleotides long. Lineage: Eukaryota; Metazoa; Nematoda; Chromadorea; Rhabditida; Rhabditidae. The record is from the annotation of a GenBank genome assembly.
AUGUGGUGGAGCAGCCGGAUAUCUGCCCGCCAGCUAGCCUGGGCGGCUGGAAUAUCAUUGGGAUCGCUGCUGAUGUACAGAUAUCUGCAACGUCGACGGCGUAAUCAAGGAACAGCCGGUCAAGCGCCUCCUCGCUACAAACGCGCAUUUAUCCGAAUUGAUCAGUCGCUGAUUGGUCUGAUUAUUGGCAAGCGAGGCGCGCGGUUGGCAUCGCUUGAAGAAGAAUGCAAGUGUCUGCUCACAAUUGUGAAACUGGAACCCGAAAAGGCUCGAAAUAUCAACGACGUCCUCUACCUUGGCGAUCCCGGAAGGGAGACUACUGCCCCGGUCGAAGAAGAAAAUUGGGAAGACGAACAGGCGAAGUACGACGAUCUCAUCGAAGUCCCGUAUAUCGAAGUGAUCUAUCGCAGCGAGCAUCAGUUGGCGUAUCUACAAAAGUUGUUGAAGAAAAUAGUAGCCGAGGUGAAGAAGCCGCAGGUCGUGCAGAAGAUCGGCAUUCCAACCGAAUCCAUUGUCUAUGUUCAAGGUAGAUACGGACGGAAUCUCCGGAGGAUUUACCAGGCUACCAAGGCUCAAGUUCGGAUCCUGCUCCCGCCGGAUCCAGAAAUGGAUUUCUUGAAGGGUGGCUUCUGUAACAUUACGGAAUUCGAAGAGCCUAUCCCUGAUCUCGCUCCAUAUCUAACGACCGUGGUCAUCAGAGGCCCUGCUGACAGUGUCGAGCUUGCACAGCUGAUGAUCCAAAAGUCCAUCGAAUCUUUCUAUUUGAAGAAGGACGCCGUUGUGGCUCAAACAACACGACCGGAGGCCGAGACGACACUCGAGGAGGACCUUCUGACGAUGGAACGCAUGAAGAAAGCGUUGCUCGAAUUGGAAGAC